Messenger RNA from Myzus persicae (green peach aphid), 1612 nucleotides. RefSeq lists its product as uncharacterized. The coding region runs from base 565 to 969 and encodes 134 amino acids. Lineage: Eukaryota; Metazoa; Arthropoda; Insecta; Hemiptera; Aphididae. The transcript has 3 exons. The record is from RefSeq and is a predicted model, not a curated record.
AGUUCCCGCAGUCAUCCGCGGUCGUCUGUCGUCGCGGGCGUCGUGCCGUGAUAUCGUAAUAACAUAAUAAUAAUAAUAAUAAUAAUAAUUGUUCUGCGACGGAUUGGCAUCCAGUCGGGACGAAAACAGACUCCGGUGUCGUGGCGACGCGAGAACAGAGAGAGAAAAUAGCGGUGCCGAAAACCGCGGACGGACGACGAUUAAUAUUAUUCAUCAAAACUAUAAUUUUGAGUCGCACAGUUCGCCGAGUGCCAUAUUCGCGAACGGAUCGGCUGCAAACUUCGAGUGUUUUCGAAUUCCGAUCGGGGGCGGCGGUGGUGAAUUUAUCUUUCGCACCCCCCUAAUAGUUACCCUCAGGCCAUCUGCAGCAGCUCUGCUCGCGCGAUAAUAAAAAAAGCAGUUUAAUAUUAUAUCGUUUAUACAAUCGCCGGCGAAACCGCCUCAGAAAUACAACCUUCAUUUUUUCGUUAUUAUGGUAACAUAUAAUAUUACGCGGCAGUAGAUAUUCGUCAGCGAGACAUCGGCGCGUAGUAUAUUUUUAGUGGUCCGUCGUCGAUCAUCAUCAUGUCGUGGUUUUUUUCUGCCGACGAUGACGAGGAGGACGAAAACUUGCUGUUUAGCCCCGCGCUCAUGGCGCGGAGGGCCAGCGAGAGUUGGAUCGAUACGCCGCCAAUAGAGGAGGUUCCGGUACAGGUGGCACUGCAGCGCAAAAAGAGUCUGCCGGACGUCCAAGUGCCGCUGAACGCUCCGGCUUCGAUCACCCGGGAAGAGGUGUCCGUGUUGAGUUCGGCCAGGAGGGAGGAAAUGCGCAGGGUAGAAGAAGAAAACGAACGGCUCCGAGCCAACCCACUGCUCUACCUAGUCAGUCCGCACAUGAAGGAUUGGUUCACGAGGCAACAGUUGGUGUUGGUGAUAUUGAUCGUCAACAUAUCGUUGGCGCUGAUGUUUUUCAAACUUCUGACAUCCUAGACGCUGCGCCGGCGGUGGACGGCCUGGACACUUCCCGCAGCCAAUAUUAUACGAUAAUAGAAAAGCGAAAUAUACACUUAUUAUAUUUUUUCAAACAUGAUAAUGUUAUGUUGUGUUAAUUCGUGGCGGCGACAAAUCAAUAUUGUUAUUGCGCGUCAACAUUAAUUAUUAUUUUUUAUAACGACCGUUUCGGGACGAGACGGCUCGGAGCGGCACCGGACGUCUCGUCCGGAAAACGUUUCGAUGCGUUUAUUUAUUCGUUUCAAUCACUUUUGGCAAUGUUAUAAACUAUAAAUUACAAUUCAUAUUUAUAUUAUACAUAAUAUAAUGUAUUCAAUAUAUACUCACAUAUUUAAUAUUUAUAUACAUAUAUAUUAUGUAUGUACACACACACACACACACACACACACACACACACACAUAACACCACGUUUGUUGUACGGCGUUAUUUCCCAAUAAAUCGAUUUAUUAUUAUUAUAUUAUUAUAUACACGUAGUGACACGAUGUGAGGUCGAACAACUCGACGACGGUGUCUUAUAAUAUUAUUAUAUAAGGCUCGAGUCGAAAGCGAUUGGCUUUUAUUUCGGUAUAUUAUAUUAUUAUUAUUAUUAUUUUGUUAGUGAAUAUAGUGCAUUUGAUUUGA